Messenger RNA from Aureobasidium vineae, 1809 nucleotides. The record is from the annotation of a GenBank genome assembly. Lineage: Eukaryota; Fungi; Ascomycota; Dothideomycetes; Dothideales; Saccotheciaceae.
UUGUCGCCCUACCCACAGAUUACGGGAGAAUCAGCACCAAGUGCCUCUAUGGAACCACGUCCCCUAAUUAAUUCAAGUCUGUACGCCUGGCGCACGAUCCAGAAGUUGCUUGAGGAUGGGGACUGCAUCAUUGAUGGAAGCUCCCUGGAUAUAGCCACUGUCGUUGCUGUUGCCAAGUCAGUCUCAAUUUAUCACUCUUUUUCUAGACCACAUCCGUCUGACUAUGUCUUCCAGNNAUAUGGCAUAUAUGCACAACUGUUGACCGACGAUGACACUCGCAAACGUAUAGAUGGCAGCGUUCGUGUGCUGAGAACCCACCUUGACUUGGGCCAUCUUGUUUACGGAAGCGCAACGACAAGAACCGACAACUUGGAAGACCUUCAGAGAGCACUGAUUCAGCAUCAGAACUCUGGUAUACUCACGAGCCACGAUAUUGGCCGUCCCCAAGUUGUAUCGGCAGCGAGUGAUCCUUUCAGAUCCCGAGACAUUGACAUAGACUUCAGCACCAAUUCUAUGCCACCAAGCUGGGUGAGAGCGAGCAUGCUCAUCAGAUGCAAUUCGAUCAUCAGAGGACACUCUGGUGUGGGCAUGUCAGUAGCGAAAGCCAUUCUUCACCUCCUUAACAAGAACAUCGUCCCGGUGGUACCGCUCAGGGGCAGCAUCUCGGCCAGUGGAGACCUGAGCCCUCUAUCAUACAUUGCUGGAGCCAUCGAGGGCUCUCCCGACAUCUCUGUCAGGCUCGCCAAUGGCAAUAUUUCAUCAGCGGCAGCGGCAUUGAAAGACGCUGGCAUUGAGCCUGUCGUUUUUCAGCCUAAGGAAGGAUUGGGUCUUUUGAAUGGAACAGCAUUCUCUGCCGCGACAGCAUCUCUUGCCUUACAACAAUCCCGAGAUGUUGCAGUCCUGUCGCAGAUUCUGACUGCAAUGAGUGCGGAGGCAAUGCAAGGUUCCGCAGAACCCUUCUGGCCUCAGAUUACCAACAUGCGUCCUCAUCGUGGUCAGAUCGAAUCAGCUGCAAACAUUCUCGCCUUUCUCCAAGGUUCCAAACUAGCAAAGCUCGCCAUCUCUCAGAUCCACGAAGAGCUUAAUUCCACUACAGACAACCUUUUGAUGGACGUUGAGUCAGACCAUGUCCUACAUGGGGGCAAUUUUCAAGCAGCUGUAGUGACUUCUGCCAUGGACAAGACGCGUCUCUGCUUAGAGCGAUUGGGCAAGAUGCUCUUCUCUCAGGCGACUGAGAUCAUCAACCCCAUGCUCAAUGGUGGAUUGCCAGCAAACUUGUGUGCAGACGAUCCCUCAUUGUCGUUCACGUGCAAGGGAAUUGAUAUCAAUAUGGCUUCUUAUCAAUCGGAGCUAGGUUUCCUUGCCAAUCCUGUUGGAAACCACGUCCAAUCAGCCGAAAUGCAUAACCAGGCCAUCAAUAGUUUGGCUCUCAGAUCUUCAAGCUACACAUUGCAAGCACUCGAUACGCUUUACAUGAUGGUGGCUGCUCAUUUGUUUGUGCUCUGCCAGGCACUGGACCUACGUGUUCUGCAGGUCGAGUUUCUCACAUCCAUUGAGGCAAACAUUGAGAAUAUGGUUUGGAAUCGCAGCAAUUUCUACGUGCCCGAAGGGUUGCGAGACACACUCAGAACCGCAAUCAACAGACGUAUAGGAACCGUGUGGUCUACUACCAACACCACUGACCUCGACCAAAGAUGCAAGACCACUGCCGAUGCCGUUAUUCUGGAUGUCAACAACGCGUUCGGNCACGCCUCACCUGCUGCACUUAUUACUUCCGCCGAACUGAUGAGUUUCACGUCCGAAUUAUAA